Messenger RNA from Poecile atricapillus (Black-capped chickadee), 1777 nucleotides. RefSeq lists its product as uncharacterized. The record is from RefSeq and is a predicted model, not a curated record. The transcript is spliced from 3 exons. NCBI's taxonomy places the organism in Eukaryota, Metazoa, Chordata, Aves, Passeriformes, Paridae. The coding region runs from base 1 to 987 and encodes 328 amino acids.
AUGGAGCUUCCAGGGUUCUCCGGGGAGCCCGUGUCAGUGCCUCGGCAGCCGGGAGCCGAGCCUGGAGCGGAGCGGCCGGGGCGGCCCCCGGGCGGCGCCGGCAAGAACGGACAAACAGAAAAAGGGAUGUCAGCAAAGUUCAUGUACAAACGACAAAGGCUUAAGUCCGAAAAAGAGACAGAGGAGUCCUGUCACCAGGAAGGUACAGCCUUCCCGAACCGCCUGCCACAUAUUCCACCUUUGAACCUGUCAGAAACUCCAACUCGUGCAGAGCCGUGUCUGUUUCAGAAGCCAAGCUGUCUGGACUCUGCGGGAAACCUGCUGCCCAAAGUGAGCAGAGACAUUGAGACCCAUUUCAAAGAUGUUAUCACCCAUACCUUCACCCAUCGAAUUGCUUGUAAAACAUUAGCACGCAUCUUCCGUCUCGGGGACAAAAGGACAAAGGGACAACGGGACAAGCGGUCCCGGCGCUGCGGAGGAGCAGCAGUGACUCUACCGACCCGUAACCUCUUCUGCUCGUCCUCCUCCUCUCCCGCUCCCCUUCUCCCGCUGCCGCUCUCUCGCCCUCUGCGGGCCCGCCACGCUCUGCCGCUCCUCCCGGGGGAUUCGCUUCCCCCCAGCCCCUCCCAGGGGAUUCGCUUCCCCCAGCCCCUCCCGGGGGAUUCGCUUCCCCCCCGCUCGGCCGCAGUCUCGUCCCCGCCCGGCUCUCUCCGUCCCGGCUGUGGCUCCGCCUGGCCCGGUCCCGGCCGCUGCCGCCGCCUCCUCUGCGGGUUCCCCGGGCCGAGCUCCGCCGCUCGGUGCCUGCUCCAGAGGGGGAAGCCGGACCCCGGGAAGGAGAAGGUACCGGGUGGGGUCGCUGCUGGGGACUUGGCCAAGUCAGCCGAAAGUGGCCGGAAAUCCAGAAGUUACUCUGGAGCGGAGGGGAAGUGCUCGGCCCGUCCUCUACACCUCCAUCAAACCAGAGAGGACACUUGCAGUCACCUUUGACCCUUACUCCCUGGGAACAGCCAGUCUCUGAUGCUUCCACUACUCUGAUUUUUUUUUGCUUUAACUGAUUCUGUUUUCUACGAAGGAAGACCAAGCAGCCUGUGACCUGUGACCUGUGACCAGCCACUCUGGGAUGUUUGACAAUGCACCACACUCUGCUUUAGGGUUCCCAGCAGCAGAAGAAGGGUACUGUGGUCAUGCAGUAGAUGGCAUGGUUGAAGCCACCUCUGCUGCUACACAUCUCUACAGUCAGCAGGUUACCUCUGCACCACUGCCUUCCCAUGGGAUUGUGGACAUCCAGUGCUGGUGCCUGGAGGAACAUUUGUCAACACGAUACAAACAUGAUUUAUGCUCCUGCCAGAUCAAGAGGAACAAAUAAAUGUGCAAUGGGACAAAUAAAUAGGAAAGGACUCCGGGCUGUUCUGCCAGGAUAGCCUAAAGUAGUAAAGCACAUGAGAAGCCCCUGGGGGCAGAGGGCAGAGUGGAGUGCCCAGGCCCUGCUUGAAAGCCCGAGAUGAUGGGGAAGGGUGAUAUUCUAUUAGUAAACCACUAAUGACCACCUCUUUGGCAUUUCCUGAAAACUACAGUAGGUUGGCUGGUCCCCGGAGGAGCACUGUGAUGUCAGCAGCCAGAAAUCCUGUGGAACUGGCCAGACUGGCAAAUGCAUGAAAGUCAGCUAAUCUGCUGUUUUAUCACUCCUCCGCCCCCAAAUCCCCAUCCACUUCAGGCAUCAGAGGGAAGCUAAUUGACUUGAGCUUCCUUUUUGUGCUCAAACACCUUGGUUGACUUG